Molecule: messenger RNA, 492 nt
Organism: Dipodomys ordii (Ord's kangaroo rat)
Lineage: Eukaryota; Metazoa; Chordata; Mammalia; Rodentia; Heteromyidae
Product: centrosome-associated protein CEP250-like
Exons: 3
Biological process (GO): cilium assembly
Source: RefSeq, a predicted model, not a curated record
GCACAUCACCAACAGGAAACGGCCACAGCUCAGCUGGAGCAGCUUCAUCAGGAGGCAAAGCGACAGGAAGAAAUACUUACCAGGGCAGUCCAAGAGAAGGAGGCCCUAGUACGGGAGAGAGCAGCUCUAGAAGUGCGGCUGCAGGCUGUGGAACGAGACCGCCAGGAUCUAACUGAACAACUUCUGGGACUUAGCUCAGCCAAGGAGCAACUGGAGAGCAGUCUGUUUGAGGCUCAACAACAGAUUUCUGUAAUAGAGGUCACCAGAGGGCAGCUGGAGGUCCAGAUUCAAACUAUCACUCAAGCUAAGGACGUAAUCCAAGGGGAGGUAAAGUGCCUGAAGCUGGAACUGGACACAGAAAGAUGCCGGGCAGAGCAGGAACGGGAUGCAGCUGCCCAACAACUGGCCCAGGUUGAGCAAGAGGGACAGACUGCCCUAGAGCAGCAGAAGAUGGCCCACGAGGAGGAAGUGAAUCAACUCAUAGAGAAAUGG